Molecule: messenger RNA, 1716 nt
Organism: Cladocopium goreaui
Lineage: Eukaryota; Dinophyceae; Suessiales; Symbiodiniaceae
Source: the annotation of a GenBank genome assembly
UCAAACACGGUGAAAAGCAAAAGACAACCUUCGAACAAGCAGGUAGCACGCAGAAUUCGACGACUGCUCGGAAGAAACGCCCCCCCACAGCCAUGGAUCCUGCAAAAGUCCAGGAACUCCGCAAAAAUGAACCUAACAGGUUGCCGGUGGUUGUGUAUUCCUUUCCUGGGGGCAAGAAAAGUCGAAAGAAACUUAUGGUAAGCCACGAUAUGACAGCUGGCGACUUUGUGAAGUUUGUUCGCCAGCAAUGCCCAUGGGCUGCUGAUGGCAAUGUCUGGAUCAAGAAAAGCGGUGGCCGCUUGAAGGUGCCAGAGCACCUUCUGGUGAAAGACUUGGAUAGUCUCAAGUACAAGGCGGCAGACGAUGUCUUGUAUGUGGAAGUCCUGGAAGUCCUGGAAGUUGAAGUUCAAAGAAACACCACGGCAUCUGAGCCCCAAGAGGAGAUCGACAUGUCGAUGUCGAAGAUGUCGACGUCGGUCCAGGAGUUCAAGAUGAACGCAGCAGAUCUUGGAGCCACUCAGCAGGUGAUGAAGGUGACGCGCGGGUCUCGCCGAGUGCUAGAGCAAGCGCUAGAGAUGUGCGUGAAACAUCCUAAUCAUGUGCCAGUCUUGGUGAAUCAACCUGAAUCCCCCGGACUUCCACGGAUUCGGCAGAACUACACGGUUCCCAGGGAUAUGAAGGUUCGGAACCUUCGAAAGGUCUUGCUCCAGGAUAAAAAGCUCCAAGGCCCUGACACUCCAUGGGACAAAGUGAAGAUGCUGAUGGCCGGCAACGAAGUUCAGGAGGACCAGUGCAUGGGGGACAUCUAUGAUUCUAUGGUGGACCCUGACGAUGGAGGCCUUCAGUUGCACCUCGAGUUGGAUGAGUCCUUUGAGUCCUUUGAACCCUCUGCUUUUCUUUUAAAACCUCCUGAACCUUUCGAGACUUUAGAGGACCAACCUUGCCAGCCUGCCGAAUCUGCCGAGUCCAAGGCGACGGCCUUCAAGGGACCAUCUUUCGAAGAAGUGAAGCACUUGCAGAUGGCCUUGGCCGAAGCUGCGGAGGCUGAAAAGCUGCGGGAGCGGCUCCGUCAACAGGCGGAGAUCCAGAUUGAAGAGCUGCAACAGGAGAAUGAGAUCUGCCAAUCGGAGCUGCGGCAGGAAAUGGAAGCUCGGCUGACUUUGGAAUCCCAAGUCCAAGUCCUUCAAGUGGAGCUGCAGAGCCAGGUGAAGACUCUGAGUGCCGCGCAGUUCGCUUUGAGCCAGUCCCUUGAAGAGACCUCAGCUGCGCAGCAGAAGAACCUGCUGCUGGAGGAGAGGAUCUUGGCCUUGGAGGCUCAGCUCCAGGCUGUGGAGAAGGCGGAGCUGGCAGAACUGGCAGAACUGCCAGAUGAAGCGCCGGAGGAGGACCAAGAUGACCAAGGAGAUAUGGCAGCUAUGGUGAUGGUGGGUUGGGAUCCAGAAACUGGCAGACCUGUGAUCUCCGAGGAGUGCAGCCAGAUCCAAGUUCUAGCGCCUUAGUAUUCCUUCAGUGCGAGGGUGAAAGAUGCCGUCCCUUGGCCGAGUUGAAUGUUUAAUGAGAAUAUCAAGAUGGCCACAGUUUCAAGCUGAAGUAGCACAGUUUCAAGCUGAAGUUGUGGCAGUAGCGGGGAGCCCGGAGAAAGAGUCUCGCCUGGCAUUGUAUAGAAACUGCACCGGGUCACGCCUUGCCGAAACAAAACAGGCAGUCGGCUUUUUG